This is a messenger RNA of Mesocestoides corti, 255 nucleotides long. The record is from the annotation of a GenBank genome assembly. NCBI's taxonomy places the organism in Eukaryota, Metazoa, Platyhelminthes, Cestoda, Cyclophyllidea, Mesocestoididae.
AUGCUGGAGGUCACACCUGAGGCGCUGGGCAGCAACCACUUUGAAGAUAUUCCGUGCGAAGACACUGAUUUUCGACUUCGGCGUGCGUUGCUUCGUCGCGUUCAUUCGAAACGUCCAAUCCAUGCCGUUUUUUUAAAUUUCCGCCAACUGUCUGUUUUGACCCAGCAGACAGCAGGUGCAGCUGGAGUUGAUCUAGGGCUUGUUGAUGCGAAUCCGAAGGUUCGAAACAGCUUCCUGAACACAGAUCCGGAUUGA